Messenger RNA from Naegleria lovaniensis, 954 nucleotides. RefSeq lists its product as uncharacterized. Gene Ontology annotation, cellular component: nucleus; Gtr1-Gtr2 GTPase complex; lysosome. Lineage: Eukaryota; Heterolobosea; Eutetramitea; Acrasida; Naegleriidae. Gene Ontology annotation, molecular function: GTPase activity; GTP binding. The transcript is spliced from 2 exons. Gene Ontology annotation, biological process: regulation of autophagy; cellular response to amino acid stimulus; cellular response to starvation. Bases 1 to 954 code for a protein of 317 amino acids. The record is from RefSeq and is a predicted model, not a curated record.
AUGAAGAAGAAAGUGUUGUUGAUGGGAAAGAGUGGAAGUGGUAAAACCUCCAUGCGUUCAAUCAUCUUUGCUAAUUAUAUUGCUCGUGAUACGAUGCGUCUUGGAGCUACCAUAGACGUGGAACACAGUCACGUAAAAUUUCUUGGAAAUCUCGUAUUGAAUUUGUGGGAUUGUGGAGGACAAGAGGCAUUCAUGGAAACUUAUUUAGAAUCACAAAGAGAUCACAUUUUCCGUCAUGUGGAAGUAUUAAUUUAUGUUUUUGACAUUGAGAGUAAGGAAUUGACAAAAGACUUGGCAUACUAUCAUGACUGUUUGGAAGCCAUCAUGCAAAAUUCCAAGAACGCUAAAAUAUUUUGUCUAAUUCACAAAAUGGAUCUGGUUCCUGAGGAGCAACGUGACAAAAUUUUCCGUAAAAAGGAGCAAGAAUUGAAACAGCUAUCUGCUCCAAUGAAGAUCACAUGUUUCCGUACUUCAAUUUGGGAUGAGACGCUCUACAAGGCAUGGAGUACAAUUGUCUAUAGUUUAAUUCCAAACAUUCAGAGCAUUGAGGCUAAUUUAGAUAACUUUACCAAGAUUUGUGGAGCUGAUGAAGUAGUUUUGUUUGAAAGAGCAACAUUCCUUGUCAUUUCACAUAGCACGAGCAAUGAGCAUCCAGAUGUACACCGUUUUGAAAAAAUUUCUAACAUUAUUAAGCAAUUCAAAUUGAGUUGCUCCAAAGCACAAUCUCAAUUCCAAAGCAUGGAAGUGAAGAAUUCUCAAUUCUCUGCCUACAUUGAAGGAUUUACACCAAACACCUAUAUCAUGGUGAUUUUAAGUGAUACUUCCAUUCAAAGCGAAGCUGUUCAUAUGAAUAUCAGAGUAGCAAAGAAACACUUUGAAAAGUAUCUCAAAAUAUCUACAACAAGUGAAGGAGGAACAGGAGGUGUCUAUGAUCCAUCCUCGAAUGUGUUAUAA